This is a messenger RNA of Aspergillus melleus, 1689 nucleotides long. RefSeq lists its product as uncharacterized. NCBI's taxonomy places the organism in Eukaryota, Fungi, Ascomycota, Eurotiomycetes, Eurotiales, Aspergillaceae. The record is from RefSeq and is a predicted model, not a curated record. The transcript has a single exon. Gene Ontology annotation, molecular function: crossed form four-way junction DNA binding; DNA endonuclease activity; flap-structured DNA binding. Gene Ontology annotation, cellular component: mitochondrion. The coding region runs from base 1 to 1689 and encodes 562 amino acids.
AUGCGCCUCUCCCGACAUCUACUCGCGGAGUUGCAAUCCCCAUCUAAAUCACCCCAAAACUACAAAUACAGAUACUCGUGGCUCAAGACCCUGAAAGUGACCCAAUUGACCGAUCUCGCCCAAGCAACUGGCAUCCGGUCCGCGGGUCCAAAACCGGCUCUGUGCGAGAGAUUGGAUCGUGAGUUGAGGAGAUGGGAUCGGUGUGCCUCAAUCCGAGUCGCGGACCAGGGUUGUGUUGGUUCUAAGGGUAGUGAUAAGGAUGAUAGCGUUGUUGAUGGGUUGGGGUCUUGGGGAUCCGGUCUGAAGACCCGGUCUACGAUGGAUGUGGACUUUCGUCGAGGAUUGAGUAUCUUGAGUCUUGAUAUGGGGAUUAGGAAUUUGGCGUAUGCGCAUCUUGUUGUGCCCGCGGUGGAAAUGGAUUAUAGGCAGCAGGGUAGACGGGGUUCGAAGCAGAUGCAGAAGCAGGAGAUGGAGAUGGAGAAGAAGGGUACGGAGGUAGAGGCAGAAUAUCCGCUUCCUAUAUUGAAUGCAUGGCGUCGGAUUGACGUAUCGCGGCUUCCGAGUGACUUUGCGUCUUUGUCGGAUGUGGCGACGACAUCAACAGGCACGGCAGAGAUGAAGAAGGGAAAGAAGAUGAAGGAUACCAACAAGUCACUGCCCAGCAGCCUCGUGGACAUCUCCUCUUCGAGUCUCGUGGAUCAUGCGGCCAGAAAAGACGAAGAAGCUACCGAUGAAAGCAGCAGCAACAUUGAUAUUCCCACACCCAUCGAAGACGAGGAAUUCUACCCCCUCGCACUCGCACCCCGCGCAUAUACCAUCGUCACGGCGCUCCUGGACGCCUACAAGCCGACACACGUGCUCAUCGAGCGCCAGCGCACCCGCAGCCAAAAUGGCUCGUCGGUUCUCGAGUCGACGCUCCGCGUCGGCGUCUUCGAGGGCAUGCUCUAUUCGAUUUUCCUGACGCUGGCAAGGGAACGACCCGGGAUGAUGGCGCCGGUGGUGCUGCCGGUGGAACCGCAGCGGGUGGCACGGUUUUUGGCGCAGAAGAGUGAGGAGGGCGUACAGGGGUAUCGGAUUGAAGGUGUCGCCAACGGGGGAGAAGAGGGGGUGGCUGGUAUAGAAGAUGGAAAGGGAACGGAGAGUACAGAUGAGAAAGAGAACGAGAAGCGAAAGCGGAAAGGGGAGAAGGGCAAAGAGAAAGAGGAGAAGACGCCAGAAACCCUCCCUCUUCCAGAGAAAACGAAAACACCAAAACUAAACAAUCGACAAACGAAGAUCAUGAAAAUCGACCUAGCGGGCUUAUGGUUGGCCUCUACUCAUCCAUCCCAUCACUCGGAAUCCCAUGCAUCCUCCACCGCCGACAAACCCACCAUCUUCACCCCCCAACCCAAGCUAGGAAUCGCCCCAAACGACCUCCUACACCGCUGGAUCGACGCAUAUCUGAACAAAUGGGCAGGUCUCGACAAGGGCACCUCCUCUCGUCGACGAUCUCCGAAACGCAAGGCCCUGAAUAAGAAGACGCUGCACGAGGACGAGGUAUUGCGCGAGGUUCCGAAAUUGGAUGAUCUGGCGGACUCGCUUGUCCAGGGGGUCACUUGGCUGGAUUGGAUGAGGAUGAGGGAUCGUGUGGCGCGCGAGGGAGAGAGUACGUUGGCGCUCAACGAUGGGAAGUCUAGGAAGAAAGAGUAG